AUGAAGGUACUUCUACUCCUGGGCUUUAUUGCCACUGCUCUGACUGCUGGACCCUCAGCAUUUGAUGGGGCAAAGGUUUAUCGCCUAAAGCCUCAAUACGAGGGUCACGUUGAAGCAAUUAAGAACUUGGCAAGCAUCAUACAGGUUGAUUUCUGGAGCCCUGACAAUGAAGAAAUGGUUGCUGCACACACAAAUGUGGAUAUCCAUGUGAGCGCUGAACAGGCUCCACUUUUGGAAACCCUUUUACAGCAGAGCGGAAUGGAGCAUGAAGUGCUGAUUGAAGACCUCCAGUCUGCCAUGAAAAAUCAAUUUGACAACAAACAGCGUUCAACCGCUGGCUACAACUAUGAAAAAUACAACACCUUUGAGAAGAUUGAAGCCUGGACUGCCAGUAUCACUGCUGAAAACCCUAAUCUUGUCUCCAGAUCCCAGAUUGGAAGUUCCUUUGAAGGACGCCCUAUGUACCUUCUCAAGCUAGGCAAGAGAACUGGCUCCUCAAAGCCUGCUAUCUUUGUGGACUGCGGUAUCCAUGCUAGGGAGUGGAUCUCCCCUGCUUUCUGCCAGUGGUUUGUGAAGGAGGCUGUCACGACAUAUGGCUCUGAUGCUGAAAUGACCCGUCUCUUGGACAACAUGGAUGUCUUUGUUCUGCCAGUUUUCAAUGUUGACGGCUAUGCAUACACCUGGAGCAAGGACAGAAUGUGGAGGAAAACUCGUUCCAAGAACUCUGGUACCACCUGCAUUGGUACUGACCCCAACAGAAACUUUAAUGCAGGCUGGUGCAUUAUUGGAGCUUCAAAUAAACCAUGCAGUGAUACGUAUUGUGGAUCCAAAGCUGAAUCUGAGGUCGAAGUCAAAGCUGUUGCCGACUUCAUCCGUGCAAACCGUUCCAUCAUCAAAGCCUACCUGACCGUGCAUUCCUACUCUCAGCUGCUCCUGUUCCCAUACUCUUACACUACUGCACUGGCGGCUCAACACAGUGAACUGCUUGCCGUUGCAGAAGGAGCGUCAAAUGCUUUAGCCACACUUUAUGGAACACGUUACACUAGCGGCCCUGGAGCAGUCACAAUCUACCCUGCUGCUGGUGGUUCUGAUGACUGGGCCUAUGACUUGGGUGUCAAGUACUCUUUCACCUUUGAGCUUCGUGAUACUGGCAGAUAUGGAUUCCUCCUUCCAGAGUCACAAAUCAGGCCAACUUGCCAAGAAACAAUGCUGGCAGUCAAAUACAUUGCCAAACAUGUUCAGGAUAACCUUUACUGAAAUGGUUUGUAAGGAAUAAAAUAAAACAGAAUAAAUAAAACGCAUGAUAAUAUUA
Molecule: messenger RNA, 1312 nt
Organism: Acipenser ruthenus (sterlet)
Lineage: Eukaryota; Metazoa; Chordata; Actinopteri; Acipenseriformes; Acipenseridae
Product: carboxypeptidase B
Exons: 11
Coding region: 1-1257 (418 amino acids)
Biological process (GO): proteolysis
Molecular function (GO): metallocarboxypeptidase activity; zinc ion binding
Source: RefSeq, a predicted model, not a curated record